UCCCCUCGGCCCCCGCGCCGCCGGCCGGCUCCCAGUGGCGGCGCCGCUCGCACCGGGCCGUUCCCGCGUCUGAAACCUCCUGGGCCCUUCCGCGUCCGUGUCCUGCGGCGGCCCGGCCCUCUCUAGCCUCGCGGCUCUGCGCACCGAGGGCGCUAACCAGCCAAGAUGCCGCUCGACGUUAAUGAUGUGAUACACCUUUUGUGCCGUAUCUCUGAGGAGAGGAAGAUGAAGGCUGCUGUCAAGCAUUCUGGACAAGGAGCGCUAGUAGCGGGUGCAACAGCAUUUCUCGGGGGCUUAAUGGGGGGUCCACCUGGAAUAGCCAUAGGGGGUGCAGUUGGUGGUUUAUUUGGUGCUUGGAUGACUGCUGGACAGUUUAAGCCAAUCCCUCAGAUUAUACUGGAACUGCCUCCUGCUGAGCAACAGAAGCUCUAUGAUGAUGCCUUUGCUAUUAUCAGGAACUUAGACUGGACUGAUGCUGCACAGUUGACUGCACUUGUAAUGGGAAAUGCCGCCCUCCAACAGAAGUUGGCAGCAGUGUUAAUAAAUUAUCUUUCACAUGAGCUAAGAGCAGAAAUACGGUAUGGGGAUUAAACCUUUUCUGAGUGUGUGUUUUCACUUUACAAUGAAGGGAAUUUUAUUUUGACAACUGUGAUCUUUUAUUUAACAUAACGAUUACUAGUUAGUGCAGCUAAUUAUAAAGUUAAGUAAAUGCAGUAGGCAGAUAUAAAUAUUAUUUUGGUUUUUGUGAAUCUAGAAUUAUAGUACUGUCUUAUCUUAAACUGCCUUGCUGUGCCGUUUAAGCUACUGUGUAUUGAAAACUGAAAUCAAGAUCAUAAAGCAUUAAAGGAGCUAUGUUUCUCACACCAAUUAUCACUCAGAAAAAUUUUCAGAGUCACUGUAAUGACUUAAGCUCCUAGGUUCCACUUUUAAGAGUGACGUAAGUCACUUAGGCACUCUUGAAAAUUUUACCCACUGUCUACUCAUGGACUGUAAAGGUUGCAAGAAUGAAGGGACUUCUGCUGAGAAGGUAAAUAUCUUCUCAAACUUUUCUUCAUUGCUUGCUACAACUUUAUGCUAAUUAUUGAGUCUUUUAUUCACAUACAAGUCUGACAAAUGCCUAGCUGAACCUUAUUGCAACAGUGGACAAAAUGUGCGUAGCUAGUUUGCUCCUGCUAUCGUUGUAUGGAAAGGCUAGACCUAGAAGGCUGCUAACAUGGUGGUGGCUGGCAUCUCCCAUCCAAUCGCAGAAUUGGGAUUGUCAUCUCAGCAUUGGCUUGUAGAAGAAAAAUGCUUUGCUCUGACUGAAAUGUGUUGAAUCUGAACUGCAGGUGUUAAUUAUCAUUUCUUUAAAGUAUUUUCAAGGUGUAGUAGUAUAAUCAACAAAUCUUCAAUUCAAAUUAAUUAUCUUUAAAGCCAGAACUAACCUUUUUCUGUGCUGCAGUAGUGCAGUAUAUGUAUGUCUUGUGAUAGAAAAGAAUGUACCCCUGCACCCUGGCAGAGUAUCAUGUUUUUAUGUGUUUUGCUUUAAAACAAAUCAAGUACAUCAAAACUGUGAACUGAAAUAUGAGCAAAUAUGAGGCACGUUGUUUUAUUAUGUCAGACUAUCUAUUGAAUAAUGAUUUGGGAUGGUUUCCUACACAUGUUGAAGCUGCAGACUCUAGAUGGAAUUAUGCUUGUUAUCUUCUGAUUUUCCACUAUUUAUAUUGAAACAUUGUUAGACAAGCUCACAUGUACAAAGGUGCCUUCUUUUAUAUGUAAAAACGUACAAGAAACGAAAUUGUUUUUAUAUUAUAUUCUUUGCCUAGUAGCAAAAUCAAAAUAAAGACUUUUUUUUGUCAGGCUUCUAAAAUUUUGAA
Messenger RNA from Malaclemys terrapin pileata, 1856 nucleotides. It is a transcript of the gene C14H19orf12, whose product is annotated as chromosome 14 C19orf12 homolog. The coding region runs from base 166 to 591 and encodes 141 amino acids. The record is from RefSeq and is a predicted model, not a curated record. NCBI's taxonomy places the organism in Eukaryota, Metazoa, Chordata, Testudines, Emydidae. The transcript has 3 exons.